Messenger RNA from Oreochromis niloticus (Nile tilapia), 5471 nucleotides. RefSeq names its product protocadherin alpha-C2. Gene Ontology annotation, biological process: homophilic cell-cell adhesion. NCBI's taxonomy places the organism in Eukaryota, Metazoa, Chordata, Actinopteri, Cichliformes, Cichlidae. The transcript has 3 exons. The record is from RefSeq and is a predicted model, not a curated record. Gene Ontology annotation, molecular function: calcium ion binding. The coding region runs from base 1272 to 3710 and encodes 812 amino acids. Gene Ontology annotation, cellular component: plasma membrane.
AUUUCCCCUUUAACUUAAUCCACAAAAAAAUUCAGUGAAUUAUUCUAAAAUCUCAGAAAUUAUCAUGAGGUACCACUAUCAAAUGCACUAUUUAGUACAUAACCAACACAGUAAUAAUCCAUCAUCAUGAUUUAGCAGCUUUUAAUUGUGUUCAGGUCUUGUCCUCAAAAGUCAAGUCUGCAGUUAAAAGAACAAUCUAAAAACCUGCGUUGUAAUAGCAGUAUGAAUAAAGUAUAUUUAAUAAAAGAAAUGCAGUAUUCAGGAUCCACAAAGCUUAACUUCUUCAUGACUUAUUCACGUUUAUUGAUUCUUAUGUACUUUUUAUGUUAGUACUGUUAGCACAGUUGUUUUCCUCAUUUAACAAUCAGUUUUAGGUGCGCCAUUAUCUUCAUGUUGUUAGAGUACCUUAAUCUAAACUAACUUAUCUGGCUGUGGGCAUUCUUUACAGCCAUUUCCUCCGUGUUCUUGUUUUUGUGUAAAUAAAAUGUCAUAUCAUGUAUUUUCAAUAUUUUUCCUGUGCAUUCUGUAUAUGUAAUAUUGGCAACUCGUGCAUUUAUGAUUAAUACAAUUGAGUAAUUUAUUAUCUCUAAUAAUUUGUAUUUAUCAGUGGUAAAGAGCGACUAGAUCACUAAAGUACCAUGGUCACAAAGAAAUGCGUAGAGAAUCAUUAGAUCUAUAAUGAGACAUUAUACAAAGUUAAUGAUAACUCAGAGUGCUACCAUAUUUGAAAAUCGUCUGCAGCAUUUUAGUGAUAUCUCGUUUUAUAAUGUAGAAAUCGUGAGGUCAUUAAUAUUCAUUGCUUUGACUGGUGGAUUGUGUCUGAAAUUUGAUUGUUUUUUCAGCAAUAAUCAAUUUGAACUCAUUACAUUUAGUAAACGUCACUUUUUAUGUUUUUGGACCAUAAUUAACGGUACCCAAGUCAGUGUGUAUCAAAAACAUAAAUAUAUGCAAAAACCAACGAAAAUCAAGGAUAAUUUGAAGACGUAUGGUGUUCAUUGCGGCUCAAAGACUCUGACAAAAUCCCAGGGGUGGCGCUGUUCUAUCAGUAAAUUGCAAAGCAAAGAACAUAAAAGCAGAAAAGCGUGAUGGUCUUGGCACGUUUAGAAGCAAGCGGACAGCGUCGUGGUGCUGAAACUCCGUUGUGAAACGCGCUGGCCUCGAUUUAGGUUAAAAUGUGCUUUGGAAUUCAUAAAAUGUGUCUUUGGCUCAGAAGAAAGAGGGAAUUUUUUUAAAUGAAUAUUGCUAGAAACAAACAUUAUAUCGUUUGAAGUAUGAUGAACUCCCAUACAAGACGGCUUUCCAGAACAAUGGAGUCUUACGAGAGGUACGUGAUCCUCGCUAUUAUUUUUUCUUUUGCUCGGUACACAUCGGCCUCUGUGACUCAUUAUUCAAUACCAGAAGAAAUGAAAGAAGGAUCCGUCGUGGCUAAUCUUGCCACCGACCUCGGGCUGGAUGUGAAAACACUGAAUCAGAGGAAGAUGCGUCUUGAUAUCAUCGCGAACAAGAAAUAUUUAGACCUAAACAAAGAGACUGGUGAGCUGUAUGUUGUAGAGAAAAUCGACAGGGAGCAUAUUUGCCCUACAAAGUCAUUAGCGUCUUGCUAUCUAAAAUUAGAGGUUAUACUAGAUAACCCAGUAAGAAUAUUUAAUAUAGAAGUAGAAAUUCUUGAUAUGAACGACAACGCCCCACAAUUUCGAAGAGACGCCAUACAUUUAGAUAUAUCUGAAGCGACGGCAAGAGGAGAGAGAUUUUCUCUGAGUAAUGCAGUCGAUCCUGAUGUAGGGUCCAAUUCAGUGAAAACAUACCAUUUGAGUGAAAGUGAAUGUUUUAAUAUAGAAGUUCAGACCGGACGAGAUGGAUCGAAGUUUGCGGAUUUGAUCUUGAAAAAGACUUUAGACAGAGAGGAGCAGCCUGUGCAUAAUUUGAUACUCACAGCUAUAGAUGGAGGAACACCUGCUCGUUCUGGCACUGCCAGUGUUAUUGUACGAGUUUUAGAUACAAAUGAUAACGCACCCGCCUUUGAUAAAGACAAUCUGAAUUUAAAGGUAAUGGAAAAUUCACCGAUUGGAAGUCUUGUUAUUCGUCUCAGUGCGACAGACUUAGAUGAAGGGUCAAAUUCUGAUAUAACAUAUUCAUACAGUUUAUAUACGUCAGAAAAAACACAGGAAACAUUUAAUCUGAAUCCUGCCACUGGUGAAGUUACAGUUAAGGGAAUACUGAACUAUGAAGAUUUCAGGAUUUAUGAUAUGGAAGUUAUAGCUACUGACAAAGGAGCCACCAGUUUAACAGGACAAUGUACCAUAAAGAUUCUAGUAGAAGACAUGAAUGAUAAUCACCCAGAAAUAUCAAUUAAAUCAUUUCAGAGUCCAGUGACUGAAAACAUCGAGUUGGACACAGUGAUAGCUGUAGUUAGUAUAAGUGAUAAAGAUUCAGGUGAAAAUGGAAUAGUUGAUCUUCAUAUUCCAGAUAAUAUGCCUUUCAAACUGAGGGAGUCCUCUGAUAACUAUUAUGAAUUAGUAGUGUCAGAGACAUUAGACCGUGAGAAGGUGCCAGAAUAUGACAUCACUUUCACUGUGACAGACAAAGGCUCUCCUCCUUUAUCUGACAAUGAAACUAUGACUUUAGAGCUGCUGGAUGUUAAUGACAAUGUCCCACAGUUUCCCCAGUCAUUUUAUACUAUACGUGUCAUGGAGAAUAACGCACCUGGGGCCUUGCUCAGCUCACUCACUGCCUUUGACCCUGACCUCCAUGAAAACCAGUAUCUAGUUUAUUUCAUAAUAGAGAAGGAGAUAGCCAACACCUCAAUGUCCAUGCUGUUCUCCAUCAAUCCAGAGAAUGGUAAUCUUUAUGCACUCAAAACCUUUGAUUAUGAGAUUGAGAAGGAGUUUCUGUUCCACAUUGAGGCCAGAGACUCUGGCUCUCCUCCUCUCAGCAGUAACGUGACUGUCCACAUCAUUAUUGUGGACCAGAACGACAAUGCUCCAGUUAUUGUGUCUCCGUGGCGUGCACACGGCUCUGUGGUGGAGGAACAGAUCCCCAGAUCCACUGAUAAAGGAUCCCUGAUUGCCAAGGUGAUAGCCUUAGACACUGACUCUGUGCACAAUUCUCGGAUCACCUACCAGUUUCUACAAGUGACUGACGCCACCUUGUUUAGUCUGGAUCAAUACAACGGAGAGAUCCGGACUAUGAGGAUGUUCAGUUACAGAGAUCCACGCCACCAGAGACUGGUUGUUGUUGCCAAGGACAAUGGAGAGCCUGCUCUCUCUGCUACAGUCACCAUCAAGCUGACCACAAUGGAGACUGCUGUUAAAGCCUACUCUGACAUGACCGAGGAGCCUCUGGAAUAUGACAUCUUCUCAGACAUCAACCUGUAUUUGGUCAUCGGUCUGGGCUCGGUGUCAUUUCUGCUGCUCAUCACCAUAUUGGUCACCAUCGUGAUCAAGUGUCAGAAACCCAAGCCCAGCAAAGCAGCUCCUCCCUCCAGGAACAGUGUGAUCAGUGAGAGGAACUCCACCAUCGCAGACUCCACUCUGGUCUCCAACGAUGCCUACUGGUACAGUCUGUUUCUAGCAGAGACCAGGAAAGGAAAGCUGGUGGUUAGACAGCCUCUGCCAAAGGGCUCCAGGUACAUUGUGUCCAGCAUACCGAGAGGGACAGGACUGACAGACACUAGUGACUCAGCAGCUUCUACUCUACAGUACCCUAAAUGAAGGAAGUCCGCUCUGCAGUUGGAGGCAUCCACAACCAGCAGCAGUAGUUCCACAUAAGACCCCCAUCCACCUGAGGCGUACAGGAUUAACACUGACAAGAAUGGCUUCACAGAGGAAAGAAGAAACCUCUAACCAUACACCCCCCUCCAGGUCUGUCCUGCUGAGUCUGUAAAAAGAUGGCCCAGCGCUUUGUCUUUGAACCCAUGAAAAGCCAGUCAACAAUGCAUCCCUGUCCAUUCAGUAUGCAUGAUAAGACAGCAUGGUUUCAACCACACUUCAACUGUCAUAUAUUAAAAAGAAAAUUUCAAGAGAAGAUGCAAUGAAAUGGACUAUCUGAAAAACUGUGCCAGGGGAUAUUAAAAGAAGCCACAUCAAAGAGUAAAAAAGUGGACAUGGAAAUGUUGAAAUGCCUUGAAAAUACACUCUCUCUCUCUGUCUCUCUCUCUCUUCAAAAAAUAUGAAACGCAUAAGAUAUCAUAUUUUUAACUGCUCUGCUUUGUCUUGGUCCACUACAGCUUUGUUGUAUGAUAAAUAGGGUAACUAAGGCGUGAAAUAGCACAAUUAACUAAACAUCAGAAAAGCACCAACCUACAGUUUUAAUGUAUGAAAUAAGAGAAAAUCAGUAUUUUGUAAAUGUGGUAACUUUGAGUACUUUUAUGUUUUGUACUUAACUUUGUGCUUUAUAUGUGAACUAGGCCUGAAGAUACUGUAUGACUUAGAGUGCUGAGAGAUAAGAUCAAUAAGUGUACAUAACAGAAAAGAUCAAGGCCUUUAGCCAUUAUGCCUUUAAGUUGUUUUUGCAUGGAAGAAUUCAAGUACUUUUGACAGCUUUAGUUAUUUUAUUAUAUUAAGCAACAUUUUUGCAGUUAAGUCUCACUGUUUCACUUGAUUUUUUUUUAACAAUAUGGAAAGAUUUUAAUGGGACAAUAAUGGCAGUAAAUCAGUGUAACACCUUUAAUCAUGAUGUCCUAAGAGGUUUAGAAGAUGUCAAAAAAAUCUAUAAAACAGCUGACAGCACAAUGACAUUGCUUUGGACUCAGAAAAUGAUUUAAUCAAAGCCUAAAUUAAAAUGUACAAUAUCCCUUAUUGUUUAUUUUAUGAGCUCCUCCAGAAUGACGCUUGGAUUUUAAAUGCAACACAAGUGAAUACAGUGAGCCUUUAGCACUCUGUACAGUAUAUGCACCACAAACAUGAACAUGUACAGUCACCUGUCAAUGUCUAAAUCCAAGUUCUGGCUGUUCCUUCAUUUUGAUGUCUUCUGCAGUGUUUAAAACCGAAGAACCAAACAUGUUCGUUUAAUCCUUACACUUCAGAAACAAUGUUGUUAUGGUUGAUUUCACUCAAUGAAAGCUGUUCUAAUGUUUAUCACUGACUAACUGUAUGUCUUUGGAUAUGCAUAUGCAGCACCUUAUCUAGGAUACAGAUAUAAUUCAUAUAUACAGUAUCUCAUUUGUAUGUAUCUAUGAAUAUGCCUUUCAUUUUCAGUACCAGUGCUUUUGCAACUUUUAAUGUGAAAAAAGUGGAACUCCUGUGCCAUAAGAUUUAUGACCCCAACUAGUAUGUUUAGCACAGCUCAUAAAGCAUUACUUUUAAGAAGCUCAAAUAUCUUAAAAACAUAUGCAGUAAGGGCCUUUGUACAGUGGUACUUUUAUGGUGCAAUAUAUGGUAACUUGUGUAAUGUGAGCUAAAUGUGAUCUGUGGUUUGGUCUGUAAGAUUCAUUAAAUACGAAACAGAAUAAACUAAAAGGCAUUUAGUACUCA